CUGUGCACAGAGCUAGAGAUAGGUUGUAACCCGGUGAAGAACUUUGAGUAAGGGAUCUCCCCCAGAUUGAAUGAUAGUUUACUUCAGACCAAGUAUCAACUUCAGUUGCACGUGGGAAGUUUGUUACGAUCCCUAGACCACGCUCUGCUGGUGUAUAUAUACGGACCACCCACUCAAGUGGCAUAAAUACAGAUGAUUCCGGGUUCAUUUCCUGAGUCAUAUCUGGCGAGCUGAGAACAACAGAAUGUUUCGUCUUGUGUUCCUUGUGGGACUCUUCGGGUUACUGGCCCAGGCGGCCGUUCCCUCGCGUGACUCGAGCCUGGUCGACUCGGCCUACAAUCCAUCCGACGGCGGGUCCUCCAGCAGCGAGCAAACAGCACAAACCGGUAGUGUGUGGUCAUGGCUCACCAAUUCCUGGAAUUCUGUUCGAAGCUGGUUUGGCUGGGAGCCGAACCCGAUUUUGAAUUACCGGCCUUUCCCACCGUACCAGGAGCUCUGCGAUCCCCGAGUGUCCUUUGGUUAUCAGGCUAGGGAGUACGGUGCUUCCGUUUGGGUGGCUGUGACCGUGAAUAGCCCUUACAGCGAUGUUGCUGUUCUGUUUGCCCGACCAAAACUGGAGAACUACUUCAACGGUGGAAACGAUCGUGGUCUCAAAAUACGGAUGACGACCCCACUGCGUUUGAAGAGUCCUCCGUCAACAAGCCGUUGGGGGCCUGACAUCGAGCAGAAGACACUCGUGUACUAUAUGUACUUGCCACCUGAACUGCACGCAAACCCACCUGAGCCCAAUGACACUGAUGUGGUUAUCCUCAGAGAACAGGCACGGAAGUACUUCGUCAUCACCUUCCCAAGUUACAACUACGCCUUCUUAGACUUCCAAAAGCGGGGCGAGCUGGUGAAUCUUCUGGAUGAGCAGCGAGAAGAAUACCAACGCGAGUUCUUCUUUGUCGACGUCUACAAUACGCGUUGGGAAGUGACAGGUCGCCAAAAUGAGGUCCUGCUUCUGUUCAGCCCUAACGUUGCCACGCCAAACUGUGCGCCCCGGGAGACCGUCCCGGCCGCCCCCAGGCCCGGGGUUACGGCGGCCGUUAUCACCAGUUCGUCUGAGCCCGAGUACAAGCAGCUCUGCUCCUCCAGGACCACCGAGUACGAUGCCAGGGAAUAUAAGCGGGCCGUGUGGAUAUCGACCACCGUCAACGCUGUGUCUUCUGAUGUGGGGAAAUUUGACGCUUUCCCGAAGCUGGACAGAUACUUCGAUGGGAAUAAUGAUCAGGGUGUGAAGAUCCAGAAUACAUACCCGGUCCGAAUAACGCAGGAAUGGCCCAAGUCACCGUACAUAUUUGAAGUGUUCAGGGAUUACACGUACGCUUAUUAUCUGCCGCCAGAGUUGUAUAAAAACAUCCCGGAACCGUUGGACCCUGCCGUGAGCAUUUUAGAUGAGCCUGCAGCCACCAUGUUCGCUCUGAACUACACCGGCUUCACCUUCGAAUUCAAAGACCAGCAAAUGUUGAUAAGGUUGCAGAACCUCCUCGAUGAAGCUGGCGAGUCUUAUAUGAGUUCCUGGCGGUGGGCCAGAAAUCAGUACUACUAUUCCACCCAGAUUUUUGGUCGUCGCAAUGACAUCCUCGUGUACAUGGACCCGCACCUUAAAACUCCACAGUGCACAUUAGAAGAAGGAGAAUUUCCUCCCUGCGAACAUCGAGGCAAAGACUGUCCCAGCUAUCGCGUGCUGCAGAGCCUGACCGAUGACAUCCAGAGGCGACACUUCUCUGGCAACCUCUACGUUCUCCGCAGGACAAACACAUGCAACAUGAGCGCUGCAUACAGCACGGCAUACAUGCCUCUUCACCGCUACUUCAGAGGUGCCAACAGUCGAAAUGAGAACAUCACACGUGUUCCACCAGUAGUGCUUGUCCAUAAGUCCAAAGAGAAUCCGCCUGAGGGAUGUGACUUCACCUAUAAUCUAAUGUUCCACAUGCCUACAGAAGCUCAACGAAACCCCCCUGAACCCACUGAGGUUGGAACUGAGUUAUUCAGGAUUGAGGCAAGGGAAGUUUUCGUCAUGACGUUUCAGGAGAAGGCAACCCAAGAUUUAGUGGACACCAAAGUGGCCAGAAUGAAAACGGAACUGGACAGCCGGGCACUGUGCUAUGACAAGGAUGAAUUUGCUCUUGCUUCCUUCGAUGCCCCGUGGCGACCUCUACCUCAUCGUCGGGAGAUCUGGAUCGUCCAAGCUGAUUGUACCCAGCAAGUCCCCGAGCAGAAUCCCACGUACUCCAUCCAAGCUGGCUCUGGGUGCAGUGCCGAGACUUUGUGCCCUAUGUACCAGACUGUUGGUUCUCAUCCCACGUUCGAGGAAAGAGUGUAUCAAACGAGUUUGUGGGUUUGCAAAGCGACUACUAGUUGUGACGUCGAGGAUGCUUUCAAUGACGCUAUAACCCCGCUGUAUGAAUACUUCCAGGCCCUUUAUGAAGUCGAGCCCAUAGCCAGACCUGUCUGGUCCUAUCUGAGCGUGUCUGAUUUCAAGAGCAUCGGGUGCAACAAAGUCAUCACGACCUGCGCCUUCCUCCCUGAGGCUGGCAGGCUGCCACUGACCCAGCCAGGAAAUGGUAUGAAAUUAGAGUAUCACGCCGAAGAGGGCGCCCCACGGCAGCCGCUCUACGUGACCAAUCUGGAAGGCCCGUCCACAGUUGAGAAUAUCAACUCUGGCAUAACGACGCUGCUCCUGGCAAUACAGGAUGCCAACCUCAACCACAACAAUGUGUUCGUGUUCCGCUAUACUUUGCCAAGGGACGAAGGGGAACCGAAGACAGAAGUGGGGGCCUAUGCCGACUCCUUGGCCUACCAGAUAUAGACUCGACAGACUCCCUCGCUGCACCCGAUCAUCUCCUUUGACGUGACCCGCUAUUUGUAUUUGACUUGACACCAUGUAUGAAAGUUACUCAUUUAGCAAGGGCAGCGUUAUAGCGUGAAUUUGAACUUCGACAUUGUUGUGCGUCAAGAAAGGUUGUACACCAUGAUACAGAACAUAAUUUUGAUGCAGUUUACGAAUGAGAUCGUUUACCAUUGCCCGGGUCAACCAUUGUACCCCGUGGAAUCACAGAAAACAUGCUGUUUGGAUAAUUAACACUAAUUUUGAUAGCCAGGUAGAACUGAAAGAAAAGUACUCAUUCAAAAGCAACUCUUUAUGUUGAUAAACUCACUUUCAUAAUUAUCAAGGUAAUCGUUUUACAACGAGGUAAUGCCUAUCAUAGACACAAAAGGCACUCAAAAUGGGUAAGCUUUCAGAGGAAUCAAUUACGUUGUUAUAGAAAUGUAAGUUUCUUUUGUAUGAAUAAUUUAACAUGAAAAAUUAUGCGCUGCAUUUUAUAUUUGUAAGACCCAAAUAUAUAAUGGUAUGUAGCCUUUUCUUUAUACUUAGUUACAACUUGCUAAUUAUGAUUUUAAAUUCAACAAAAUUGUUUCACAAUAGUGCGCCUCCAAGAGAUUGCAUAGUGUUGGCCAAUCACCGUGUGCGAAAUCUGUCGACCCAAUGCGCGUUAGGAAAUAGUUUGGAUACCAGGCCCUUGAUUCUACCCGACGAAUCAAGGGUCUGGUAUCACCCAAUGUCACGUGAUCAAGACUGGCGUUUUCCGCAAAUAGCUGAAAUAUUCCGAAGUCGUCGUAUCUAUUUUAGGCAUGUUCGGAUGGUACCAUUGACGUUCGGUUAUUCCCGGCUGGGUAGGUGCAUAGGCUAGCUGUUGAACGUAAAUUCUCGUAUCCUAAUGGCAGCUGUUAAUCCCACAAUAUUUGACCUUGUACACUGAAAUCAAAGGUCGCCUUGGCUGAAAUACCAGGCGAAAUGAAGAAUAUAACUUUCUUCGACCAAUGCAGGCUUUGUGCCUGAAAUAUGCUCUCAGUAGGGAUACGCUUGCAGUAGUGCCCACUGGAUAUGGGAAAAGCCUCAUUUUUGAGAUGUUGCCACUGACUCGGAAAUCGAAAACAUCCGGGCUUUCAACUUCUGACGCCUGACCCUUGCGUCAUAUCAAUUUAUAUCCGUGGGUGAUGCCUGACCUAAGAUUUUAUCAAGAGUCGUCUGGAAAUCU
Acanthaster planci (crown-of-thorns starfish) is the source of this 4085-nucleotide messenger RNA. RefSeq lists its product as uncharacterized. NCBI's taxonomy places the organism in Eukaryota, Metazoa, Echinodermata, Asteroidea, Valvatida, Acanthasteridae. The record is from RefSeq and is a predicted model, not a curated record. Gene Ontology annotation, molecular function: heme binding.